CAACGGCGACAUUCUCAAUCCUUCGGCCAUCGGAGAGGAUUAAUGGACCUGAUGCAUGCUGCUACUAAGUCGUUGCCUCGCUGCACUGCUUCAUGGGCGUUACCAUCGAGGUCACACUGCGGAUCUUACCUGCAACCUACUCUUGCUGUGCCAUCGGAAUCGGUCAGCGGCAGCAAACUCGGAGAUACGAAUUCAGACCAAUCAGAUGAAUGAACGCGGUAGUGCUCGAAAUGUUCCUCCGGCCGCGACUACAUAGUACUUACGUAGUGCGGCAUCCCUCGAGAAGUCAGGAACAUACGAUUAUCUGUCCAGCAGGGCAUAUCGCAACGACUACUCUGUUUCAGCGGCAUAUUUAUGCCGGAGGUCAUCUACUGGCAAACAGUUAAAUACUAGUCAGAGUGCCUUCGGAACGCCUCAGAACUUUUUCAGAUCUCUACCGCUCUAAACAUCCAUGUCUUCUACUCAUAUUCCUAUUCUUAUUCUUGGGGCUACAGGUUAUAUUGGCGGGUCCGUCCUAUCCCGACUUCUUGCUCAUUCCGAUGCGAAGAGCUUUGAGAUCACUGCCCUCAUUCGUUCAGUUGAGAAGGCUGAAUGUUUACGUGGGUUCGGGGUAAAAACCGUCGUAGGAUCGACGGACGAUGUGGAGAAGCUCGAGACCCUUGCUUCUCAUGCCCAUAUCGUCUUUUCCGUUGUCAGUACGGAUGACCUUCCAGCAAUACAGGCGGCUGAUAAGCAAGGAUACUUGAAGUCGUACAUCAUCCUCCACAGUUUGGUGUACGGAAUGGCAUCUGGUCCAUUCGUCGACCUGGGGAUUCAGAACCCGUUUUCCAUGCAAAUCCCAGGACUCAUCAUGGCCGCGUUUGAUAGAGGACACGUGGGCAUGUUCGGGAAAGGCCUUUUGAUUUGGCCAAGUGUUCAUAUUGACGAUGCCGCGAACCUUUAUUUAAUUCUCUUUGACGCUGUAUUAGCGAACCCUGAGAAAGUCGGACAUGGACGGGAGGGAUAUUUCUUCGUGGAGAAUGGGGAACACACGUGGUAUGAUCUCUCCAAAGCAAUAGGCGGGCCUUUCGUAAAAGCCGGACUGUCCAAGGACUCGGAGCCCACUACUCUGACUGAUGAGGAAUUGAUCAAGUAUACUGGCUCGGUGGAAAUAGGCCAUAAGAUGGGAUCGAACGUGAGGUGCCACGCAAAUUGCGCUCGAGGACUUGGCUGGAAGCCAACGAAGACGAACAAGGACAUGUUCGACAACUUGAGCCUGGAGGUGAGCGCAUUACUCAACAUCGUGCAGGCAAAACAGCAGAAGGCUUCUACAUGAUGUACACAACUGCCUCACCGAUAGUUCCACCACGAAAUGUUGCAUUCGUCGAUCACUAUGACACGUCCAUAAUCUCUUCGAUGCAGUGGUUUCGGUCUGGCAACGAAUGUAAUGCCAGUUCUGAGUUUUCUCAACCUACUCUCGGUGGUGAUACAUGAUACACUCAUCACCUCGGAUUCUUGUAUGAAUUGGAUGGUUACUCACUCGAAUUUUGUCUCGAAGAGCGAGCCGACGGGAAUGUGAGAUGACUAUACUUAGCUGCCAUUCGAGGUAACUCCGGAAAACUCGGAAUCCGGCGCUUUGAUGAUGCCAUGGCAGGAGGUUUCAUGCAAAUCAAGAUGCAAAUGCAAA
Messenger RNA from Somion occarium, 1666 nucleotides. The record is from the annotation of a GenBank genome assembly. Lineage: Eukaryota; Fungi; Basidiomycota; Agaricomycetes; Polyporales; Cerrenaceae.